Molecule: messenger RNA, 1460 nt
Organism: Polistes dominula (European paper wasp)
Lineage: Eukaryota; Metazoa; Arthropoda; Insecta; Hymenoptera; Vespidae
Biological process (GO): regulation of transcription by RNA polymerase II
Cellular component (GO): transcription regulator complex
Molecular function (GO): transcription coregulator activity
Source: RefSeq, a predicted model, not a curated record
ACCUAUUUCUAUACCUAUAUAAAUUCAUAACCUAAACAUAUUUAUAAUCUAAUUAAGAAAUAGUAAAAUAACACAGAAAAGAUGCCUGCGGUAAUAGUAGGACCACCUCAGCGUAGUGAACAGAUGUGGCAAGCAUUAAAAACUCAUAUUACAAGGGAACGACAAAGAAAAAAACAAGAACAAGAAGCUGAUGCUGAAGAAGAACGUCAAAGAAAGGAAAGAGAACGUCAACAAAAACAAGAUGUUAUGACUUUGGGCGAAACACGUGAACAAAUAUCCAACCUUGAAAAUGAAUUAGCUCAACUAAAAGAUGAAAAGCAUCAAUUAUUUUUGCAAUUAAAAAAAGUUCUUAACGAAGAUGAUAACAGAAGGCGUCAACUUAUCAAGGAAACAAGAAACUGUUCCGAAGUGUUAACGGCAGUUGGAGGAUAUCAUGGUACAGUUUCACAAGUAGUACAGCCUCCUUUAUUUCUACCAUUACCACGUAGCAACAGUCCUUUGUAUAAUAAAGUAACAGUGGGUGCACCAACGCACACUCUUUUACCAACCGGUCCAUUAAAAAGAUCACAUAGUCCGUCACCUCCUCCGACUGCAUCUCCAUACCAUGCAGGAUACGGAUAUAAACCACCACCUGCUAUUUCAAGUUACAAUCCACCUCCGUCUAAAUCUGAGGAUGCUGCAAGAAGAUCUAACGAUUCUAGAGCUGUUCUUUGGAAUAAAAACAGUCAAUAUUCUGCAUCCAAUUUCUAUUCUGCACCUACCGGACAAAGCGUCUAUAGUUAUUCUGCUCCAACUUCACAGCAGUCUAGAGAAUCCGAACUUGCAAAACCAGUGUAUUUAUCAGGAAAUAGAGCAACAUUAUCUACACAUCAAACAGCUUAUGUAACCAGUUUACAUACUCUAGAACAUAAGGGUGCAUACGCAGAAGAUAAAUUUUAUCUUCGCCCUGGCAGUCAUGUUACUGUACACGGCGGCGCUAUGCCAAUUCAACAGCCAUCACAAACAUUCGAUUAUGUUUUAAAGGGGUCUAAAACAGGUGGUAUUACUUCUGGAUAUCCAGUACGAGCACCUCAACCACCACCUGGACCAUAUCCUCCCCCACCUCCUGGAACUUAUGUUAAUGCAUCUGGUGCUAAUAUACCUGGUCGUUUAUUAUAUACACAACCUGGCGCACGUUAUUUGCAAAGAGAGUUAUAGAAUUAACAUCGAAUACUAUAAUUUUGAUAUAUCAUUUCAUUAACACAAGUAAGUAUUUUCAUUUACAGUUUAUUAACAAGACACAUUUGUAAAAAACAAUAUACGAAUUUAUCUACGAAUACAAAAUAUUUCGAAACAAAACAUCUUUUUUUUCUUUUAUUGCCAUCUAUUACCAAUCAAAAACUGAUCAACUUUUAUUUACGUGAGACACCCUGUUUAUCUUAUGUUAUUAUUAUUAUUAUUGUUAUUAAUGUAUCAGCUUA